UAUAUUUUGUUCAACUUUAGAGGUUAUGUUGUGAUUUUUGACAGAUGCUGUAUAUUUAUUUCGUAAAGUAUUAGUGGCUGGUAUAAAAUUAUUUCGUGAAAAUCAAAGGAUUCAAUUUAAUAAAAAAAAUGAUUUCGCAGAAGUAUCUAUUAAAUCGCACAUUGCCUAUAGUCAUCCAGCGCGCUGAGGCGCAUCGCAAACCCCGCUGGUUACCAGUGGCUAAAUCAAAAAUAUAUCGCAUUCCGAAACGACCCGAAAUCUCUGAAGAUGAACGUCUGGAACUACGCCGCCUAUCUAAUAACUAUAAAACACAAAUGCGUGCAGUAAAACGAUUCUAUGUUGAAGAUUUCUUACGAGAGAAAUUAACUUUAGAAAGUGCUACAUCUGAAAUGUCCCAGCGUUUAGAAGCGGAAGAAUGGCAGCGUUGUGAAGAAAUUAAUGAUAUGUGGAAUGCACAAAUUGCUGCUGAAAGAGAAGAGAGGAGAAAGAAGGAGUUGAAUGAAAUGGAACAAUACUCUCUCGCUCGUAUGGAGGCUAAAGACCGUGAAAUGAAGGAACGAAUUGCUAAAGCAUCAGCAAAAAUAAAACGGGAAAAGGAGCUGAGUACAACAUUCAUAACACGAGAAAACUUGGAAGCAACCAUAGAUGCUGUUUUAGCCAAUCCAACAGAUUAUAAUUAUGCUAUUGACUUAAGUGGAAGGAAGUUCCCUGGCAGAGAUACUAAGAUUGAAUAUGAAGACAAUAAAAAGCAAGCACAGAUAGCAAACUGAUAUGUGAGAUGAAGGAUAAGAUACAUAAAUAUUUCUUAUGCAUCAUAAUGGUAGAAAAUUUCAUAAAUAUGGAGAGACAUUUCCUGGGCAUAAGACAUUUUAUUAGAAUUGUGGAGUAUGUUUAUAUGUUACAAAUAGAUAGAUAUAGGUAUAUUCAGUGUUUUAAUUAUAAUUCAAUCAACUUUUUGCUCAUAUAGAAAUACCAAUCACUGGAUGAGCAAGCUUUGCCAUGAAUUUUAAUAGUUUCUGAAAAUGACUUC
Zerene cesonia (dogface butterfly) is the source of this 1030-nucleotide messenger RNA. RefSeq names its product probable 28S ribosomal protein S26, mitochondrial (gene mRpS26). The transcript has 2 exons. Gene Ontology annotation, cellular component: mitochondrial small ribosomal subunit. Bases 129 to 770 code for a protein of 213 amino acids. The record is from RefSeq and is a predicted model, not a curated record. NCBI's taxonomy places the organism in Eukaryota, Metazoa, Arthropoda, Insecta, Lepidoptera, Pieridae.